GUUUUCCGACCUACUAAACUAAAUCAGAUAUCGUUAGAUUUGCCAGCAGACCAUUUCAAUAUGUUGGAAAGUGAUAAUAUAGAGUUAGUUGAUAAAAAAGAUGUAAUAAAUGAAAAAAUUAAAAUUAUUGAAAAUAGUGAUGAAGCAAAGAAAGAACGGACGAUCAAAAACCUUCGAAUAACGCCUUCAUCACCUUCAGAACAACGUGACGAGCUGUCACAGUUCAUAGCACGUAAAGAACGUAAAAUCUCGGAGCUCCGCGAAGAAUUGAAACGUCAUGAAGAAGAAUUACUAUUAUUAAAAAAACAAUGGCAAACAGUUGUCUCCAAGGACAUAGAUUCUGAAAAUACUUCAUCCUCAGUAUUUUCGUUUCAGUCGAACACUUCUAAUAAUGAAGUUUCCACGUUCAUGAAUGGAUUAGGGAAAGGGAUUCAUAGUGUUAUUGGUGGUAUACAUAAUUUGAAGGAAAGCGAAGCAACACGUGAAAAGUUAUCGCAGAUUAAAACAGCCGUAUCGGAGGUUGCAAAUAUUCGGUCAAUUCAACAAACUCGACAAAAAACCGCAGAUCUUACUUCUCAAGCAUGGUCCAAUAUAAGCAAAGGAAUCUCUUCCCUAGUUGAUUACGAAGCCAUUAAAACUGCUCGCAAGAAAUCCUAUAAAUCAGUUCCAACAACUGAAACAUCGGAAAUCCCAAAUAUCAAUACUGCAAUAUCACCUACAACAUCUCCACCUACAACGUCCCCGACUUCAUCGAUAUCAAAAGAUCUUAUUUGGUCAGCUUUAAACUCCGAGUCUAAUAGUGAACAUAAACUACCAACUGAUAAAGACGACUUCAUCAAAGAAAAAAAUCUUGAUAAUGAGAAUAUUGAUGGUGUACUAGCGGGUUCACCAAAAGAUGAAUUUGAAGAAACAUUGGUUUACGUUAUCGGUGAUGACUUGG
Racocetra persica is the source of this 940-nucleotide messenger RNA. Lineage: Eukaryota; Fungi; Glomeromycota; Glomeromycetes; Diversisporales; Gigasporaceae. The record is from the annotation of a GenBank genome assembly.